ACGCUUCAAAAGGUUGACGGGAAGCUUUCUACAGACCCGUAGGCCAUCUCAUUCCAUCUAGCCAUGUCACUCUGCCCUCCAUUCACAGCGGAAACCGCUCUUACGAAGGUCAAGAAGGCUCAGGCUUUAUGGAAUACCAGGCAAGACUCUUCUACCCAGGCAUAAAGGUUCCUCUAACAACGUAUCCAUACAGAGACCCCGAAUCUGUCGCCAAAGCGUAUACUCCUGACUGCAUCUGGCGCAACCGCGGCGUCUUCAUCACUGGCCAUGACCAGAUUGUCGCCUUUCUGACUGCCAAAUGGGAGCGCGAGCAGAACUACCGUCUCCGCAAAGAGCUCUUUUGCUUCCACGACAAAAAGAUCGCCGUGCAGUUCUGGUAUGAGUAUCAGGAUGCGCAGGACGGGAUGAAAUGGAAGCGGUGUUACGGAUUGGAGGAUUGGACAUUUGGAGAGGAUGGAAGGAUGAUUAAGAGGAUGAUGAGCGGCAACGACAUCGUUCUGACGGCGGAGGAGAGGUGGUUCAAGGAGGGCGUAGACGAGGAUAGAGUGAAGAUUGGAGACGCUCAUUGGUGAGUGCCUCAAGUCCUCUCUGGAUCACGAGGUUCGAGCUAGGGAGUCGGAGCUUUGAAUCAAGCGGGAGGCGUAUCAUGUAUGACCACGAGAAGAUAUUUGGCAUCUGUAUUAGAUCGUGAGUAACUCAUUCGUCACCAC
Molecule: messenger RNA, 710 nt
Organism: Eremomyces bilateralis CBS 781.70
Lineage: Eukaryota; Fungi; Ascomycota; Dothideomycetes; Eremomycetales; Eremomycetaceae
Product: DUF1348-domain-containing protein
Exons: 1
Coding region: 129-572 (147 amino acids)
Source: RefSeq, a predicted model, not a curated record